CACGUUUCGGUGGGAUGCUUUUUUUCGUCUUUCUGGUGCUCCCACGACAUAAAUUCCCCCUGUCGACCACGACUCAGCCAAGUAUACCGCCUCAGCCAGGUUCGCAGGGAAUUUCUUCUCAGUUCCUCGCAGAAGCUGUGUGACUUCUGCUGCUGAAGUCAACAUGGCUACCACUAUCCGCAUCGCCGACGAAGUCCACCCAAAAACUGGUGUAGAGUUCACUAGGACGGAUACACAGACAUCGAGGAAUGCCAGACGGGGCAGCAUUGGCGACGAUGGCAUCUACAAUAUCCGCUCUCGCUCUCGCCAGCCAUCUCGCGCUCCUUCUGGCGAUUACAAACCAGACGAUGACCCAGGACUACGCAAAGAAGGAGAUUUCAAGCAGGUGCAGGUGUUCAAAGGAAAAAUGCUGCUGUGGCUAGCAUACCAGUCAAUUGGUGUCAUCUACGGCGAUAUCGGCACCAGCCCUCUCUACGUUUACUCUUCUACAUUCUCCUCUGCACCAUCAUACAAUGAUCUGAUUGGUGUCCUGUCUAUUAUUAUCUGGUCUCUCACCAUGAUGGUUACAGUGAAAUAUGUGUUUAUCAUUUUGCGCGCCGACAACGACGGCGAAGGAGGAACUUUCAGUACUUACUCACUUUUGAGUCGCUAUUUGAACAUAACGAACCGCGACCCGCGUGAAGCCUCCCUUGUCCGCAUGCGCCGCCACGCAUCUGGUGACCUCGAAGCUGCGGGCCGUGUCAUGCGUCAAGGCAUCGAAUCGCACAAAUUUUUUCGGGGGCUACUGAAAGUCAUGGGCGUCCUGGCCGUGGCUAUGGUCAUCGCUGAUGGCGUCCUCACCCCCGCUCAAUCCGUCCUCGGCGCUGUCCAGGGCGCAGAAGUGGUCAACCCGAGUCUCUCGAAAGGCACGAUCAUUGGCAUCACAGAUGCCAUUCUGAUCGUCCUGUUCCUGGUCCAGCCACUAGGUAUCACCAAGAUCACUGUCGCGUUCGCGCCGAUCGUUAUCAUCUGGCUGGCAUUCAACGCCGUCUUUGGCAUCUACAACCUCGCCAAAUAUGACGCAUCGGUGUUCAAAGCUUUUAAUCCAGGAUAUGCAUUCAAGUUUUUGAUCCGCCAUGGCGAACAUGGUUGGAGACAGCUAGGUGGCAUUUUGCUCGCUUUUACCGGCGUUGAGGCACUCUUCGCCGACUUGGGGGCAUUCAGCAGGCGAGCCGUGCAGUUCAGCUGGCUUUGCUACACUUUUCCAUGUCUCCUGCUGGCAUACAUCGGCCAGGCAGCUUACAUCAGUGAACAUCCGGAAGCAUACUCGAACCCCUUCUUCAAUGCCGCUCCGCCGGGCACAAUCUAUCCAGCACUGAUCAUCGCCGUUCUCGCGGCCAUCGUGGCAUCACAGGCCAUCAUUACAGCUACAUUCCAGCUCCUCCACCAAGUGAUGAAACUCUCCUAUUUCCCACAACUCAAAGUCAUCCAUACAUCCAAGAUCUUCCACGGCCAACUCUACAUCCCUCUCGCCAACUGGCUCCUCAUGAUCGGCACGAUCCUCAUUGCCUCAAUUUACAACAACACCACAUCCCUCGGUAACGCCUACGGUGUCUGCGUCAUGUUCGUCACCUUUUUCGACACCUGCAUGGUCGCCCUGACGGCCAUUUUCGUCUGGCGCUUUUCUCCGUACCUGGUCUUCUUCCCAUGGCUGAUUAUCGCCUGCCUUGACGGCACAUUCCUUUCUUCGGCUCUAACAAAAGUCCCGGACGGCGCUUGGUUCACCAUCACUCUAGCGAUAAUCCUCGCGUCUAUAUUCCUACUCUGGCGCUUCGGCAAGGAACAGCAGUGGUUUGCCGAAGCUGAGGACCGCUUCCCGACCUCGCACUUUGUCCAGAUCGGCCGUGACAAUCAGUUGCAAUUGUCGAAGCGUUUUGACGGUGACCGCCUGAGCACGAUCAAGGGGUUCGGCAUCUUCUUCGACAAAGCCGGCGAAACGACACCCAUCAUCUUCAGCCAGUUCGCUAUCAAGCUCACGGCUGUUCCGGAGGUCAUGGUGUUCUUCCAUUUGCGUCCAUUGGAAAUUCCCUCGGUCCCUGCCUCCGAACGGCAUUCAAUCUCGCGACUCGCCAUCCCACACUGUUACAGACUUGUUGUUCGAUAUGGGUAUAACGACGAAGUCAUCACGCCAGAUCUUGCUGCGGUCGUGUAUGAGCAGAUCCGGCUCUACGUUUUGAGUGGAGACUCGAAGUCGAACCUCAUGCCUGACGGAAAGGAGGACAAGUCGAGUGACGAAACCACCCCGGCAGCCGAGAAGGUCGGUGAAGAGUCGUACAAUGCCGAACUCGCCACGCUUGAUGCCGCUUUUGCACAUAAGAUCAUCUACAUCAUCGGCAAGGAGCAGAUGAAGAUCAAGCCCAAGACAAAUUACUUCAGGAGGGUCUUACUUUGGGCUUUUCUGUGGAUCAGGGACAACACAAGGACCAAGAUGGCCAAUCUUAACGUUCCUAUGGACAGAGUGAUUGAGGUGGGAUUCUUGAAGCAAAUUUGAGAAACGCAUACACUGCUCUGGGAGGCUGGCCGUUGUUGGCAAUAUGCGAGAUAGACAUAAAUUGUAUUGGCAAUACUAAU
Messenger RNA from Exophiala xenobiotica, 2610 nucleotides. Its product is annotated as potassium uptake protein. Gene Ontology annotation, biological process: potassium ion transmembrane transport. The record is from RefSeq and is a predicted model, not a curated record. Gene Ontology annotation, cellular component: membrane. The transcript has 5 exons. NCBI's taxonomy places the organism in Eukaryota, Fungi, Ascomycota, Eurotiomycetes, Chaetothyriales, Herpotrichiellaceae. The coding region runs from base 164 to 2530 and encodes 788 amino acids. Gene Ontology annotation, molecular function: potassium ion transmembrane transporter activity.